Molecule: messenger RNA, 3061 nt
Organism: Beta vulgaris subsp. vulgaris (sugar beet)
Lineage: Eukaryota; Viridiplantae; Streptophyta; Magnoliopsida; Caryophyllales; Amaranthaceae
Product: beta-adaptin-like protein A
Exons: 11
Coding region: 219-2744 (841 amino acids)
Biological process (GO): intracellular protein transport; vesicle-mediated transport
Cellular component (GO): membrane coat; clathrin adaptor complex
Molecular function (GO): clathrin binding
Source: RefSeq, a predicted model, not a curated record
CUUGUCUCAUCCUAUAGCAUUUCUCAACUCUCACACAUACACAUAACACAAGCACACCAACUUUCUCUUUGUGGCAUUCAUAAAUCAUUCAACAACGUCAGAUCGGAGAGUCCCAACAACAGAUCUCCGAUUCCUUAUUUUCUCACACUUCGAAUUACUAGAUCGUCGGAAAACCCUAAAAUUUCCGACGCCGGCGAAUUGUGAUCGUCGGCGACGCCAUGGCUCCUCCUGCAUAUCAGACUCAACGAUCUUCUUCCCCUUCUCAACCUUCCGGGAAAAGUGAAGUUUCAGAUUUAAGGCUACAGCUACGGCAACUUGCAGGUAGUCGUGCACCUGGAGCUGAUGAUUCUAAGCGCGAGCUCUUCAAGAAAGUGAUCUCCUACAUGACAAUUGGCAUUGAUGUUUCGUUGGUUUUUAGUGAAAUGGUCAUGUGCUCGGCCACAUCAGACAUAGUUCUGAAGAAAAUGUGCUAUCUGUAUGUGGGAAAUUAUGCCAAGUCUAACCCUGAUCUUGCGCUUCUUACUAUCAAUUUUCUUCAAAGGGAUUGCAAGGAUCAGGACCCAAUGAUUCGUGGACUUGCCUUGCGGAGCCUCUGUUCGUUGCGUGUUGCUAAUUUGGUCGAGUAUUUGAUUGGGCCUUUGGGUUCAGGGUUGAAAGACGGUAGCAAUUAUGUCAGAAUGGUUGCUGUCAUGGGGGUCUUGAAACUGUAUCAUAUAUCUGCUGCAACUUGUAUUGAUGCCGAUUUCCCUGCAAUGGUCAAGCAUUUGAUGCUUAAUGAUCCAGAAACUCAGGUUGUUGCUAACUGUUUAAUAGCCCUGCAAGAAAUUUGGAGCGCAGAAGCAAGCUCUUCUGAAGAAGCAUCCAGAGAGAGAGAUGGUUUGCUUAGCAAACCAAUUAUAUAUUACUUUUUGAAUCGGAUCAGAGAAUUCAGUGAAUGGGCUCAGUGUCUUGUGCUCGAGUUGGUUGCCAAAUAUGUGCCAUCUGAUAACAGUGAAGUAUUUGACAUUAUGAAUCUUCUCGAAGAUAGGCUUCAGCAUGCUAAUGGUGCAGUUGUCUUAGCGACCAUCAAGUUGUUUAUGCAGUUAACCUUGUCUAUGACUGAUGUUCAUCAACAGGUGUAUGAACGUAUUAAAGCACCACUUAUUACCCUGGUCAACGCAGGGAGUUCUGAACAGUCUUAUGCAGUGUUAAGUCAUCUUCAUUUGUUGGUGAUGCGUGCACCAAUGCUGUUUUCUUCAGAUUACAAACAUUUCUAUUGCCACUAUAAUGAACCAUCUUAUGUCAAAAAGUUGAAGCUUGAAAUGUUGACUGCAGUUGCGAAUGAGAAUAAUACUUACGAGAUUGUGACGGAGCUAUGUGAAUAUGUCGCCAAUGUUGACAUCGCGAUUGCCCGUGAAUCUAUCCGAGCUGUUGGGAAGAUAGCUCUGCAACAGUAUGAUGUGAAUGCUAUUGUUGACAGGCUACUUCAGUUUCUGGAGAUGGAGAAAGAUUACGUGACAGCUGAGACUCUUGUCCUUAUCAAAGAUCUGCUACGUAAAUAUCCCCAGUGGAGCCACGAUUGCAUUGCUGUUGUUGGAAGCAUCAGUAGCAAGAAUGUUCAAGAACCAAAGGCUAAGGCAGCUCUUAUUUGGAUGCUUGGAGAGUAUGCACAGGAUGUGGCGGAUGCUCCCUAUAUAUUGGAGGGUAUGAUUGAGAAUUGGGAAGAAGAGGAUUCUGCUGAGGUUCGUUUGCACCUGCUAACAGCAUCGAUGAAGUGCUUCUUUAGAAGGCCACCUGAAACUCAAAGGGCACUGGGAGCAGCAUUGGCUGCUGGAAUUGCUGAUUUUCACCAGGAUGUCCAUGACCGAUCCUUAUUGUACUAUAGGCUUCUUCAACACAGUACAUCUGUAGCGGAAAACGUUGUGAAUCCUCCAAAGCAAGCUGUGUCAGUCUUUGCUGAUACUCAGAGCAGUGAAAUUAAAGAUCGUAUAUUUGAUGAAUUCAACAGUCUAUCUGUUGUAUAUCAGAAGCCAUCUUACAUGUUUACUGACAAGGAACAUCGAGGGCCAUUUGAGUUUUCUGAUGAACUUGGGAAUUUAUCCAUUGGAGCAGAAUCUGUUGGCAUUGUGGUUCCUGCUCAGGGAGUUGAGGCUAAUGACAAGGAUCUGCUUCUUAGCACAACAGAGAAGGAAGAUAGUGGAGCUUCCAGUCACAACGGUGCUGAUUAUAGUGCCCCUCUUUUCGAUGCUUCUUCAGGGCCUCUGGUUGCUAUAGAUACACAGCCAACAGUACAAGCUGCACAGCCUAGCAUGGCUAUUGAUGAUUUACUUGGCUUAGGUUUCACUGCACCAGCACCAGCACCAGAACCAGCUCCUGCUCCUGCUCCACCUGCUCUCAUACUAAAUGCAAAGGCUGUUCUAGAUCCUGGGACUUUCCAGCAAAAAUGGCGUCAGUUACCCAUAUCUAUAUCACAGGAUAUCCAGGUGACUCCUCAAGGUGUUGCAGCAUUAACCACACCUCAAGCCCUUCUCCGACACAUGCAAGCCAACUCCAUACACUGCAUUGCAUCUGGUGGUCAAUCACCUAACUUCAAGUUCUUUUUCUUUGCUCAGAAAGCCGAGGAUACAUCCACAUUUCUGGCUGAGUGCGUCAUCAAUACAUCGUCAUGUAAAGCUCAAAUCAAAAUCAAAGCUGAUGAUCAAAGUACGUCUAGUGCCUUUUCAGAUAUAUUUCAGGCAGCCUUGUCCAAGUUCGGCAUGUCCUGAAUUUAUCACCCAGUAUGAUUUUCUGCUGUUUAUGAGCAAAUACAAGAAUUCAUUUACUCUUUAUUCUUCUUUACACCCUUUUUACCCCUCUCCUUCUUCCUCUAGUAACUCUUUUUGUAGAUGUAGAUUGCUGUACAAUUUGUAACAUAAGAAUCUAUGAUCGAGUUUAGCGUUCCCUCAGCUUCAAUACACGGUACUGACGAGUAGCAAUUAAGGUCUUAAACGGAACUUUUUGCAUGACAUUGGAUAUGCUGUACAAUUGAGUAGUAUAUUGGAAGGUUGGAGAUAAAUGAAGCUCUGUGGUAAUUUUAGCUGGC